CUGGGAUGGAAUCAGGCUAUGCUUGUUUCUGUGGAAACAAUCCUGAUUACUGGAAGUAUGGGGAGGCAGCCAGUACUGAGUGCAACAGCGUCUGCUUUGGGGAUCACACUCAGCCCUGUGGUGGCGAUGGCAGGAUCAUCCUCUUUGACACUCUCGUUGGUGCCUGCGGUGGGAAUUACUCAGCCAUGACUUCUGUGGUCUAUUCCCCUGAUUUUCCUGACACCUAUGCUACGGGGCGGGUCUGCUACUGGACGAUUCGGGUUCCAGGAGCCUCCCACAUCCACUUCAACUUCACCUUAUUUGACAUCAGGGAUUCCACAGACAUGGUGGAGUUGCUGGACGGCUACACCCACCACGUCCUUGUCCGUUUUGAUGGAAGGAACCGCCCACCUUUGUCCUUUAAUGUCUCUCUGGAUUUUGUCAUUUUGUAUUUCUUCUCUGAUCGCAUCAAUCAGGCCCAGGGAUUUGCUGUCUUAUACCAAGCUGUCAAGGAAGAACCACCACAGGAAAGGCCUACCAUCAACCAGACGCUGGCCGAGGUGAUCACGGAGCAGGCCAACCUCAGCAUCAGCGCUGCCCGGUCCUCCAAAGUCCUCUACGUCAUCACCACCAGCCCCAGCCACCCACCUCAGACUGUCCCAGGAUGGACAGUGUAUGGUCUGGCAACUCUCCUCAUCCUCACGGUCACAGCCAUCAUAGCAAAGAUACUUCUGCACGUCACAUUCAACUUCCCUGCCAAGCAGCCCUGGGGGCUGACUCAGAGGAGGGCCGGGUCAGCACUGGAGGUUAGACAGGUCUCUGCUUCAAGCGGAGAAGCUGUCAAGGAAGAACCACCACAGGAAAGGCCUACCAUCAACCAGACGCUGGCCGAGGUGAUCACGGAGCAGGCCAACCUCAGCAUCAGCGCUGCCCGGUCCUCCAAAGUCCUCUACGUCAUCACCACCAGCCCCAGCCACCCACCUCAGACUGUCCCAGGAUGGACAGUGUAUGGUCUGGCAACUCUCCUCAUCCUCACGGUCACAGCCAUCAUAGCAAAGAUACUUCUGCACGUCACAUUCAACCUCUGCGGGGGCACCCUCCUACAGACUGGGAUGCGUGCCAUGCUGCAGGGAAGUACCCGCUAUCGAGAAACGGGCUUUGUCAACAGCAGCUGA
Molecule: messenger RNA, 1154 nt
Organism: Galeopterus variegatus (Sunda flying lemur)
Lineage: Eukaryota; Metazoa; Chordata; Mammalia; Dermoptera; Cynocephalidae
Gene: KREMEN1
Product: kringle containing transmembrane protein 1
Exons: 9
Coding region: 6-1154 (382 amino acids)
Source: RefSeq, a predicted model, not a curated record